This is a messenger RNA of Octopus sinensis (East Asian common octopus), 2714 nucleotides long. RefSeq names its product ubiquitin thioesterase otulin-like. The transcript is spliced from 7 exons. Gene Ontology annotation, biological process: protein linear deubiquitination. Gene Ontology annotation, cellular component: cytoplasm. The record is from RefSeq and is a predicted model, not a curated record. Lineage: Eukaryota; Metazoa; Mollusca; Cephalopoda; Octopoda; Octopodidae. Bases 200 to 1105 code for a protein of 301 amino acids. Gene Ontology annotation, molecular function: cysteine-type deubiquitinase activity.
CGUGUUUUUUUGAAGUGUUCCGACCAUGACCAAUGCGUCUUUUAAAAGCGUUUCAACCGUGAUCGUCCCCUAUUCCAAAUGUGACCAUCUUGUCUUUUGUUUAUGCCCAAAUCUUUUUAUGUCCCGCCCUACUCUCUGCGUGUCCUUCUCUCCUUUUAAGACAUAUUGGAUAAGAUAGCCUGAAAUACCUGCCUGAAGAAUGAAAGGUCGUAAAAUCACGGGAGGACAGCCUUUGAACAGAGGAGAUACUGGAAGAAAAGAUUUAGAAAAAGGGAGAGAUGACGAGAAAAAUGUUAUAAAUGUAGGCCCCCAACAAAAUAUACAAGAAUAUGGUAAAACUCGAUGGCCUAGGGACAACCCAGUAUCUCAGAAAUAUCGAGAGGCUUAUGAUUUCGUACAACAGACCUUCAGCUGUACCUACAUACGAGUUAUACGUGGAGAUAACUAUUGUGGAAUCCGUUCCUGUAUAGUUCAACUGCUAAUAAAUGGAAUUGCAAUAAAACAGGAAUUUGCUACAGCAGAAAUUGUAAAGAAUCUUUUAAACCAAUAUUUGGAGGAACCAGAAUGGGAACUAAAGAGGUGGUCAUUUGCCAGGCGUUUAAACUACACUGAUGUGAAAGAAAUGCUAUUUUCUUGCAUUGAUGAAUUUUACUCACAGCAUAACUUAGCUUUAGAGAUGGACAAGACAGAGAGAGAAGACUGGGUGGAGGACCUCUUAAACAGAGAACCAAUUGUUGAUAUAAAAAUAAUGGAAGCUGCCAAAUUGCUUAUGUUGCUUGAUAUAAUUGACGUUUAUAAAAACCAACAAGCUGUUGAUUAUCCCUUCUUUGUCCAGUUUAUAUUUGCUCGUGAUACAUCUCAUACCCCUGCGGACUUGUUAAGAAACAUUUUGAAUGCAGUCGGAGACAAUGAUGGUUUAGAACAGAUUGAUAUGUGCCUCUUAGGACAUGCACUCGGUGUACAAAUCACGGUGCCUCGUCUAUAUCGAUAUGGUAGAGAGGAUUUUAUACUGAAAUUUCCUGAUUUGCCGGACAAGAACUGGGACAAGGUGUACCUUAUUACCGAAGACGAUAGACAUUACAACAUUAUCUUAAAAGACAACUGAGAAGGGGACAGUUCUAUGAUUACAUUUCUAAUUCUCUGUCUUUAUCUCUCUUCUCUGCUGAUGAUGAUGAUCUGAGAAGAGAAGCUAGCAUCUUGUUCAUCAGCUGGGAAUCUACUGCCCACCUUUACCUGUGGAGGGAAGAACAGCUAUUCACAUCAGUCACCUGUACAAGCUGCUCUACCAUACGCUGCUAGCUGACCAGUGGAUUAUAAAACAUUACUUUACCGGUCGAUUUUUGGAUGAAGAUAACAAGACCAAGCUACACACAGACACUACACCAUAUGACCACCACCCAGAAAUGGAACCCACCUUAAACAAUAUGGCUGUGAAACUUUAGCUUUUAUUUAUUUAUUCAUUUUUUUCUUUGCAGAAUUUUAUUUAUUUAUUCUUUUUUUGAUUGCAACCACAACUGCAAAGACGGAGGGAUUUGUUUCAAAUUACAUGCAAUUGCAAAGGAAAGGAGGCCCCCAAAUGAAGACCCUAUUAAUACCUGUUCCCCCAUGUCUAUAUCUGUUAAAACUGUAGUGAACACUGUUGACAUAAAUGGUUCAAAACCAUUCUGGAAUCAUUGAAUAAAACAUUUUAGUUUCUGUUGCUGAGGUUUUUGGGAAGAAAGCCAACCUAAAAGUCAUUCGCAUCUUUGGACACUCAUGUUGCCAGAGAUUAUCAAAAUUUUUUUCCUAUUUUCAAGAACCAUUUAAAUUAUGUGGCUACAAGCUUAUCACUAUUCAGUUUGGAUUACUGGAGGGGAAAUCUAUUUUAAGGACAAGAUGCGUAAAACUUAACAAAACAGGAUCGUUUCUUCUGAUCCAAGAAACACCUUCAAGAUGUCAAAUUUUGCUCGAUAUAUAAUUCUUUAGAUGUCACUGUUAACCUUAUUUAUAUUUUUGUAUAUUUUUCGUAAAUAGUUGACAUCAAUUUAGUCGGGAUCAAGCAGAACCUUUAAUGGCAGGGUCCUGUUUCAUUGACAAAUGAAGGGGAUUGCACCUUAGCAAAUUUUUCUUAAAUAUAACGACUUUUGGUUAGAUUCUACAGCAGUGACUUUACAAUUAGUUUUGUAGUAAAUCAGAUCUUUUAUUCUGCUUAAUUAUUGCUUUUGACAGAAUUUGGUCACAUUUGCAUUUAAUUUAAAUUGAGACAAUCUAGAAGAAAAAAUAAGGAAAUAGAGCCUCUAAGUUUUAGCUAAUCUGGAUUGCAACCUCUUCUUAUCCCUUCAAAAAACGUGGAAUUCUAACCUCCAGACACUUGGCAAUGCUGUUUUACAUUUAAAUGCAGCAUAUGUGUUUGUGUCUGUGUGUGUGAUGCUACGCAACAGCUCAUGUGCUGAAUGUAAAUAAAUAUCUCCUUAUUUCAUCCCUUUUUUUUUUAUAUAUAUAUUAACUGUCUCAACCACUGUGCCUCUCCUUGUUGAAAUACAUUUGGGACAAAGAUGUGUUGAACUUGUUGGUUACUGUAGUGUAAGAACUAUGGUCUGUCUAGAACAUUCCUAUAUGAACAUGACAUCUACUAUUCUGUGUGCAAGAAUCAAAAGCACACCAGUUUAGUUUAUUUAUCUGAAAAGGGUUGUUGCUUCAUUUAUUCAAAUAUAAAGUACAUUUUUUAAAAACCA